CCCCUUCGCGCCUAGGCGUAGCCUCCGGGGUGGAAGAGUGACGGGGGUCUUGGGGGAUCCUGGCCGAGGCUUCCCCAGGUGCAGAUUCGCCCCCUUCCCCAAAGCACGCAGUGGUGGGCUGCCUGCAGGUGGCUGAGCUCGGCUUUGAAGCCCAGGUUUCUCCUUGGAGGUGACGGCCGGGCAUCCCUGCCAGUCUCUUCUCCCGGCUGCUGGGGUCGCCCCCAGACUCUGGCCCGGCGCCGUGCCUGGCUCAUAGUGGGUGCUGUGUGCACGCGUGCUGACCGGGGGCAGGUGACGCUGGCCGCGGAGCCGGCACCCCCGGCGGGUGGGCGCCGGGCAGCGCGGUCUCCGGGUGCCUGUUGGAUGCGUCGUGGCUGAGGUCUCAUAGUUCCUAGGAGGACCAUGUCGCUAGACUUUGGUAGCAUGGCGUUACAGACACAAAACGAGGAUGAAGAAUAUGACAAAGAAGACUAUGAAAGGGAAAAAGAGUUGCAGCAGCUGCUCACUGACCUUCCUCAUGACAUGCUGGAUGAUGACCUCUCCUCCCCUGACUGCAGUGAAGACGGCCUGGACGGACAACUACCCCGUUCUGAGCAGUUGGAGGCGGGUUGGAGUGAGCAUCAAGUGCUGCCCAAAUCACAAAGUGUAAAUGGCUUUUGUUCUCUUCUUGUAAUUAUGGCUAAUGAACCGCAGGGCUUGUAUGAAAAUCGAAGUAAAAAUGAAGACCGGCUGCUGGAGUAUCAUCUCGAAGAAGUUGGAGAUGAAGGUGGCAGUGGUUACAGUCCUCCAAGUAAAUACGAAGAGACUGACUUAUAUCGCCUUCCUGAGAACUUUAGGCCAUUUACCAGUGCUCAGAAGCAGGAAUUUAACAACCAGCCGACCAAUGUAAUUACCUUUUCAGAUCCUCAAAGGAACCAUUUUCAGAGUCCCAGUUGUCCAGCUUUGGAGCCAUAUAAAGUGACAUAUAAACCUUUUCAGAAUUCUUCUGCGCAGAAUAAUGGCUCACCAGCUGCAGAUAUGGCAAGAAGUGACCUAUUUGAAGGGCUGCAACAACAAUUUUUAGGUGUUAAUGAAAAUUCUGCAGAAAAUAUGCAGAUUAUCCAGCUUCAGGUUCUUAACAAAGCGAAGGAGAGACAACUAGACAACUUAGCUGAAAAGUUAAAUGAAAGUGAACGUCAGAUUCGGUAUCUGAACCACCAGCUUUUGAUAAUCAAAGAUGAAAAAGAUGGAUUGAACAUCAGCCUUCGGGAGUCCCAGAAACUCUUUCAGAAUGGAAAAGAAAGAGAGAUGCAGCUCGAAGCACAAAUCAAAACACUGGAGUCCCAGAUACAAGCCUUAAAAGCCAACGAGGAAAAGAUAAUCAAGAAAUCCAGGACGACAGAAAUGGCUCUGGAAAGCUUGAAGCAGCAACUGGCUGAUCUGCAUCAUUCCGAGUCACUUCAGCGAGCCAGGGAGCAGCAUGAGAGCGUUGUCUCGGGCCUCACGAAGAAGUACGAAGAGCAAGUGUUGUCCUUACAGAAGAACUUGGAUGCUACAGUGACUGCACUGAAGGAACAGGAAGAUGUUUGCUGUCAUCUGAAAGAUCAUGUAAAGCAAUUGGAAAGGAAUCAAGAAGAAAUCAAAUUAGAGAAGACUGAAAUCAUUAACAGGUUGACCAGAAGUCUAGAGGAGAGUCAAAACCAGUGUGCACACUUGCUGCAGUCGGGCUCAGUCCAGGAGGUGGCACAGCUACAGAUGCAGCUGCACCAGGCACAGAAGGCUUAUGCUCUGAGCGACAGCAUGAACAAGGCUUUGCAGGAAGAAUUAGCAGAACUAAAAGAAGAAAUAUCUCUUUAUGAGUCGGCUACAAAACUAGGAGUACUUCCAGCUGAUGCAGAAGGAGAAUUGAAUAUAGAACCCAGUGAAUCCUAUGUGGAUUUGGGCAUUAAAAAAGAUAACCAGAAGAAAGGCCGAGUGAACAGCAUGGUGCCGCAGGGAGACCCAGGUGAAGCUCUUUCGAAAGAUGAGGUUAUCGUGAAGUUGAAAGCAGAAGUGCAGCGUCUACUGGGGAGCAACUCAGUGAAGCGCCAGCUCGUGUCCCGGUUACAGAGCGACCUCAGGGGCUGUCAUCAGAAAAUCCAAGAACUCCAGCAGCUGAAGAAGGAUGAGAAAACCAACGGCGCUGAGCCUAACACAGAUACUCCGGAAAAAACAACAACUCAGUUAUGGCGUGACCCUUCUACAUGUGAUAAGAUCAUCAGAGAUGAUAUUUUGCAACUUAAAAAUGAAAUUCAAGUUUUACAACAGCAAAAUCAGGAACUUAAAGAAGCCGAAGACAAAUUGAGAACUACAAAUCAAGAUUUAUGCAAUCAGAUGAGGCAGAUGGUACAAGAUUUCGACCGUGAUAAACAAGAGGCGGUGGACAGGUGUGAGAGGACAUACCAGCAGCACCAUGAGGCCAUGAAAGCCCAGAUCCGUGAGAGCCUCCUGGCGAAGCACGCCUUGGAGAAGCAGCAGCUGUUUGAGGCUUAUGAAGGGACACACUCGCAGCUGAGGUCUGACUUAGACAAGAUCCAUAAGGAGAUGGCUGCCGUGCAGGAGUGUUACCUGGAAGUGUGCAGGGAGAAGGAUCAUCUGGAAGUGACCCUCAGGAAGACCUUUGAGAAGGAGCAAGAGGCCCAAGAGAAGAAGAUCAAACAAAAACUCAUCCAACAGCUUGAAAAGGAGUGGCAGAGUAAGCUGGAUCAAACUAUAAAGGCCCUGAAAAAGAGGACCUCUGAGUGUGGGAGCCAGACCGACCACGGAGUCACCCUUGAUGUGAUUUCCAAGAAGGAGAUGGCAGGCAUGAUAGAAGAACAGAAGCGAAAGAUCCAGCAAGACUUAGAACAUGAGAAAGAAACAGCCGUCAAGGGGGCGUUGAAGAAACUUGAGAUUGAAUUGGAACUCAAAUAUUGUGAAAAUAUUGCCAAACAGGUGGAAACAGCUGUGCAAAAUGCCCGUAAUCGAUGGCUGGAAGAGCUGCCUGAGCUCGCGGAGUAUAAAGCACGUGUCAGAGCAGAGCAGAAGAAGUGGGAGGAGCAACAGGAAGCAGCCGUGGCCAAGCGGAUAUCACUUGCUGUUUGCGAAGCUAAAGAGAACUGGAAAAGUGAGCUGGAAAAUAUGAAGAACCAUAUACUACCCGGAAAGGAGCUGGAAGAAAAGAUUCAUUCCCUUCAAAAGGAGCUCGAGUUAAAGAACGAGGAAGUCCCUGUAGCUCUCAGGGCUGAGCUGGCAAAGGCUCGCAGUGAAUGGAAUAAAGAAAAGCAAGAAGAAAUCCACAGACUUCAAGAACAAAAUGAGCAGGAUUACCGACAGUUCUUAAACGAUCAUCGAAAUAAAAUUGCCGAGGUCCUUGCAGCAGCCAAAGAAGACUUUGUCAGACAAAAAGCUGAACUGCUGCUGCAGAAGGAGACAGAACUACAGGCAUGUCUGGAGCAGAGUCGCAGAGAGUGGACCGUGCAGGAAGCCCGGCGGAUGCAACUGGAAGUCUACCAGUACGAGGAGGACGUCCUCACUGUGCUGGGCUUCCUCUUACGGGGUGCUCAGCAGGAGUAUGUCAGCGGCUCCGAGGACAAGCAGCUUGUGGAAAUCAUGUCCGUUUGUUCCUCCAAAUGGGUGUCUGUGCAGUAUUUUGAAAAGCUGAAGGCCUCCAUACAGAGAGCAUUUCAAGAUACGUUUUCCCUCCUUGCUGACAAUAUGAGCCUGGAGUGGGAAAAGGGGCGUAUGGCUAAGAUCUCCAUGGAUGCUGCCAAGGAUGGCACCGGCAGAGCAGCCCCAGCAGCCCUUCCCACGUCUAUGUCUGGACGCUGUGCCCAGCCAUUGCCGUGGCAAGAAGUGGAACCAGCAGCAGAAACUGAUAAGAAAAAGAGCCAUGAAAUUAAAGAUCUGUGCUGUGGACCCUGCUUUCAAGAACUUGGAAGGGCAAAGCAGGAAUGUCAAGAUCUGAAAAGAAAACUGGAGACAUGCCGUAGGCAUCUUCAGCAUUUAGAAAGGAAGCACAAGGCUGUAGUGGAAAAAAUUGGAGAAGAGAACAACAAAGUCGUUGAAGAAUUAAUAGAAGAAAACAAUGACAUGAAGAAUAAGCUGCAAGAAAUGCAAGCACUGUGUAAAGCACCACCAAGGUCUUUGUCAGAAGGGGCUGUUGAAAAUCCUUGCCCGCCGUGCAAUGUUGAAGCGUUGGAAGAACUCCGUGGACAGUACAUAAGAGCUGUAAAAAAAAUCAAGCGUGACAUGCUUCGUUACAUUCAGGAGAGCAAGGAAAGAGCUGCGGAAAUGGUCAAAGCAGAGGUGUUGCGAGAACGCCAAGACACUGCCCGCACGAUGCGCAAGUAUUAUUUGACUUGCCUCCAACAGAUUUUGCAGGAUAAUGGAGAAGAAAGGGCUGAAAAAAGGAUUAUGAAUGCUGCUAGCAAGCUCGCUACAAUGGCAAAAUUGCUUGAAACGCCUAUUUCUAAUAGAUCCCAGAGCAAAUGUGCACAGUCAGCACUACCCCCUGCUUCAGAGAUGCUGACUGGUGAUGAAAAAUCAAAAAGAAAUGAAGUGCAUCAGAAUGCAGCAGAUUGCAUUGAAAGCAGAUCAAAUAGCGUCCACACCAUCCCCAGGAGUGUGUGUGAGCAGGCUGCUAGGAGGAGGGCUGCUUGUGACUUACGAAGGCGAUUAGAGGCCUCAGAGCACCGGGACAUACAAAAUGCGGGUCCCAAAGGCUCCCACUCGGACUUCCAGUUUGGGGACAGCAGCGGCAAGCACCUACAUGUUUUGCCCAAGAACAUUCCUCCAGAGCUUGUUCCCCGUGGAGGAGAAGGUUUUGCUUUGCACCAGAAGGCAGACCCCCUCCGUGAUGGCCCUGGUUCUGACUCACCUCCGCCAGCAGCCACAUACUCCUUUCCUGGAAACUUUGGAAAGAAACCCUCACCUAGAUGUACCCCUGGUCUUCCUGAGUCAGGAUCCACACAUACCACCAGCUCUCAGAGUCCGAAGGAAAGGCCUGGCUGCAAAGUGCAAACACGGAAUUCACUCGCAGAGAGUGAAAAGACCGUGUCAGAGCCAAGUCACAGUGCGGGUAUUCGGGAACGCCCAGUCAAAGAUGGCGGGGACCUCCAGGACUCCUUGGGCUGGCGUUCCAACAGUGCAGCUUUACCCUGUGCUGCUCCUGAAACGUCCUUCUCAAAUGGGAGGUCGCAAGACACCCUGGAUGUGCCAGGCGAAUCUGUUCAUUCCAACCAGUUUUCAGCAACCAGUUGUCUUUCAGAUACAGAGAAACAUAACAUGGUUUGUCAACGAAUGAAAUGUCAGAGCGAUCGUGCUCCAAGCCUGUCAGAAGAAACCAAGUAUUCCUUGCUAGGGAAGAUCAGUGAGACUCUGGGACACCCAUCUCAUCCUAAGGUUGAUACAUUGAGGGCAGAUUUCCAGAAACUGAGCAGUACAGCACCAUCUCCGGUGCGUCGGCAGCCUUCAAGAAAGCUGAUUCUUCCCCUGGCUAAACAACAAGAUAGUGGCUUUGACAGCCCAUUUGUCAAUCUAGAUUAAUCAUUGUACAGUAUUUAAGAAUCAGUAACAGUGACAAAACUGGAAGGACAGACUAUACAGAAAAACUCUGGAUUUCUGCCUAUUGUGAUGUGUUGAGUAAAGCAUUUUCAUAAAAUUAUUUGGGAUAUUUAUGUUGCCUUCAAAGGCCCGGUGGUAUUUGUAUAAUGUGCUUCUGUGUGGUGCUUAGGGUUGCUAAACCAUAUAUUUUUAUACUUCUAAAUUGACUCACUCUAUAGUGUUAAAUUAUUUAAAUAAACUUGCCUAUGGUCUGUA
This is a messenger RNA of Ochotona curzoniae (black-lipped pika), 5817 nucleotides long. RefSeq names its product centrosomal protein 152 (gene CEP152). The transcript has 27 exons. Gene Ontology annotation, cellular component: centrosome. Gene Ontology annotation, biological process: centriole replication. The record is from RefSeq and is a predicted model, not a curated record. The coding region runs from base 403 to 5544 and encodes 1713 amino acids. NCBI's taxonomy places the organism in Eukaryota, Metazoa, Chordata, Mammalia, Lagomorpha, Ochotonidae.